GGAGCCCAGUCCCCAACAACCCCUCUCUCCCGCCCGCCCCGGCGGCCACCCUGGGGGCGAGGCAGCCCGGUGCGUGGGAGGGGACGGCGCGCCAUUGGCUUCAGCGCGGCAUCGAGAGGAGGGACCAGCGCGGGCCGCCGGACUCGGGCAAACCCUGGCCGCGCAGGGUGCAGCACGCAGUCCAGCCCGGCCCUGCCCUGCCCUGCCCGGCGCGGUAGGCGUGAUGUGAGCGCCCGAGGUCCCCGUGUACGCCAGCUCCGCGCAGCCGGCGCCAGCAUGCGCUAGGAACGGCCGUGGAAGGAGGUGGUAGAGUUCCCGCUGCCCACAAGUCUGGCGCAACCUUCUGGUUCAGGGGUCCUGGGGGCGGGAGCACUGGGCCAGAGGACCUAGGGGCGCCUAACAGCGCGGAGCUCCCCGCUUGGAGUCUUAGAAAGUGGGUUUUGUGCUGACUAAAGGCGAGACCUGACAUUCAACUCCUCUCUGCGUCCCCACUGCCCAUCACCCUGCCGGACACACACCCUUCUGAGGAGGAGGCAGCUGGGCCCCAGGACAGGAUGGCGGCCAAGCAGCCCCCGCCUCUCAUGAAGAAGCACAGCCAGACGGACCUUGUGAGCCGCCUGAAGACCCGGAAGAUCCUCGGCGUGGGCGGGGAGGACGACGACGGGGAGGUGCACCGCUCCAAGAUCAGCCAGGUCUUGGGCAACGAAAUCAAGUUUGCCGUGCGGGAGCCUUUGGGACUGAGGGUCUGGCAGUUCGUUUCAGCUGUGCUCUUCUCCGGCAUUGCUGUCGUGGCCCUUGCCUUCCCUGACCAGCUCUAUGACGCGGUCUUUGAUGGAGCCCAGGUGACCAGCAAGACCCCCAUCCGCCUCUAUGGGGGUGCCCUCCUCAGCAUCUCCUUGAUCAUGUGGAAUGCCCUCUACACGGCCGAGAAGGUUAUCAUCCGGUGGACUCUGCUCACGGAAGCCUGUUACUUUGGGGUCCAGUUCUUGGUGGUCACUGCCACGCUGGCCGAGACGGGCCUCGUGUCCCUGGGGAUUCUGCUGCUCCUGGCCAGCCGCCUCCUUUUCGUUGCCAUCAGCGUUUACUACUAUUACCAAGUUGGCCGAAAACCCAAGAAAGUCUAGCUGACCACUGGGCCGGGCCCCGGGGCAGGGCAGCCCUGGACCUCGGCUUCCCUUCGGUUCGUGGAAGGCAGGACAGACCCUCCCCUGCCCAGGCAGACAGGAGUGGCCGCCGUCCCUUCUUCCUGGGCCCUCCCCAAGAGCCGUGAUCUGGGCCUUCAGGUUUGGGGAGGCACGGGGCCACUGCACCCCUGCUCUUUGCCCCACACAGUGACGCCUCCUUUUCUGGGGCCUCUUGGCCUGUGGGUCCCCUGGACAGACGCCGACGGAAAGAGCCCGCACUGGGGCUGAGGCCAGGCCCCUGCCCCUUCUGCCCGGAGGCCCUCUGGAAGGACAGAGGCUGUGGGCUGCCUCCUGGUCCUUCCCUGUCACCCCCAGCCGAUCUAGUGCCCAAGCAGCUGAACUUGGCUUCUAUCUAUGCCUGGAAAACCCAAGAACUUGACCUUGCGUCCCUAUCCUUGCCGUGGGCCCUCCACACACGUGGGGGCCCCCCUCCACCUCUGGACUCCCACACCCGCCCUCCCCGCAGCCCAGCCGCAGGCCGAUGGGCAGAGGUGGCGGUCUCGGGGCUGGCCCUUGCCCUGCAGCCUCCCUGCGAGGUGGGCCACGUGCAGCAGAGCCCGUCCGGGUCACCAUGGGCUCUGCUGGGGCUCUGCCCCGGGCUGCUCUGCCUUCGCCCCCGCUCCUGGGGGCCCCGGGAGCCCCCUCCCCGCAGCUAGCCUGGGUUCAGAGGCUGCCAGUGGUCUCCCCCACAAGCGGGCCCUGCCGUGGACAUAGGGAACCCCCGAUGGGGGCUGCUUGUGAGGGUCGAGGUUCGGAGACAAGGAAGAAAGGACAUCAGUGGCAUUUCUCUGUCCCUUGGCCACGCCCUCCAGGGUCCGAUGCUCACCCGGCUUAGCCUCUCACCUGCCCUACCUCCUCCCCAGGGUGCUGCUCCCAGGGUCUGGCGGGAUAGGACUGGGUGCCCUUCAAACUCAGCAGGGGAAAUAAAUAUUUCAGGAGGCCCCCUCCCCCCAGCUCUGACACCCUGGAGAAGGCCGACAGCUGGCUCCCUCCGAGCCAAAGACCUCCGCAGACCCAGCGGCCUGGGUGCCCCCAGUGCCCCCUCCAGGAGGUCAGCGCGGACGGCAGCCCCGGGUCCUGGGGACAGGCGUGGAGAGAAGCAGCCCAGGCCCCAGGUUCCCUCUGUCGGAACAGAGAGCGUCUGGGGGCGAGGCGGUGGUCCUUCGGUGCAGCCCAGCUCUUGGCCACUGCCAGCUGGGCCUGGAACCUCGCACUGCCCUCCCGGUGCCCGGCUGUCCCCGCAGCCGCAUGCCCAGUGUCCAGCUCAGCUGAGGAGAGAGGCCCAGUGGGUCAGGGGCCUAAGGCUCUGCUGCUGGUGGCCAUGGCCGAGCAGAGGGGGACCUUGACACUGAGGACAGGCCUGCUCUUUCCUGGCAGCCCUCUCUUGCCACUGCAGUUUGUGCCCGUCCCCAGGAAGGGCGCUGGGCAGGCGGGGAGCCCACCGCCGACUCGGGGGAGUGGCGCUGGUGGCUGUUGGGCAGUGCCUCCACGGCCAAGGCCACGUCCUCCGGCUGACCCGUGCCCCGGAAAGCCUGGCUGGUCCCCCCAUGGGUGGUGGGUGGUCUUUCUGGAUAGCAGCUGGGCAUGGCAGGUGGACCCCUCCGCAGGCAGACAGGGAAGGGCAGGUGCGGGCUGUGGUGGGCGCCUGCUGGGUCGAACUGGCCAAGCCGCUCCAUUCAGCUGGGGUGCAGGGAGGGCCCGUGGGGAUGGCGCUGCCCGGGCUGUGGCGCCAGGUGGUGUUCAUGGAGUCCUGUGGUGCCUGGUCAAACAUCCCAGGGGGGCGCGGGGCGCAGGGCGGGGGUGUGUGUUAAGGAGGAGUCCUUGUUGCGGGGGAGACGGUGACGAAGGCCCGGAGUCGGUUGAAGGCCCAGCUGCAAUCCUAAAGGUCUGGGAAGACCCAGGAUGCCCCUUCCCCGCUCCCCCAGGCCCCCUUUGCCACCAGAGCCCUGGACCCUCUUGGCCAAGCUCCUGCUCCUGCCCCCGCCCACCCAGCCCCCAAAUCGAGACCACUUUUCUUCACGGCCACUAUUUAUUCUUUGUUCCUUUUUCUUUUUGUAAGAAACGGUCACAAAAACCAGUGCAAAACCAUCA
Phyllostomus hastatus (greater spear-nosed bat) is the source of this 3275-nucleotide messenger RNA. RefSeq names its product tumor protein p53 inducible protein 11 (gene TP53I11). Bases 555 to 1124 code for a protein of 189 amino acids. Lineage: Eukaryota; Metazoa; Chordata; Mammalia; Chiroptera; Phyllostomidae. The record is from RefSeq and is a predicted model, not a curated record. The transcript has 9 exons.